Messenger RNA from Beta vulgaris subsp. vulgaris (sugar beet), 1602 nucleotides. Its product is annotated as serine/arginine-rich splicing factor SR30. NCBI's taxonomy places the organism in Eukaryota, Viridiplantae, Streptophyta, Magnoliopsida, Caryophyllales, Amaranthaceae. The record is from RefSeq and is a predicted model, not a curated record. The transcript has 14 exons. Gene Ontology annotation, molecular function: mRNA binding. The coding region runs from base 308 to 1168 and encodes 286 amino acids. Gene Ontology annotation, cellular component: ribonucleoprotein complex; nucleus; cytoplasm.
CUCAUAAUAUUACUAUUACUAAUAUUACUCUCUCUCUAUCCUCUCCAAUCUCUUCAUUGCUUUCCAGAGACUUCUAAAAUUCGACGGUACCCCCUCUUCUCGUUUUUUCUGUUAUUUCCUCUUUUUUUCGUCUACAGAAACCAUAAUUUUAAACCCUAGUUUCCUUCCAUUAACAAUUUCCUCGAAUCACCAUUUAAGCUCGAUGCUCAAAUUGAUCCGUCUGAAUGGGGGAUAAUCGUCUUUUAUACCUUUUGGACAUAAUUGAUUUUGUCAAGGCUUGAAGAAACUUUGUGGAGGGUUGAAUAAAAUGACGAGACGAAUUUACCGUACUAUCUAUGUCGGUAACCUUCCUGGUGAUAUUCGUGAGAGGGAAGUGGAGGAUAUCUUCUACAAGUAUGGACCAAUCGUUGACAUUGAUUUGAAGGUUCCACCAAGGCCGCCAGGUUAUGCAUUUGUUGAGUUUGAAGAUGAAAGAGAUGCUGAAGAUGCCGUGCAUGGUCGUAAUGGGUAUGACUUUGAUGGGCAUAGAUUGCGGGUCGAAUUCGCUCAUGGUGGCCGAGCAUACUCAUCAUCUGAUCGCCACAGCAGCUAUAGUGGCAGCAGUUAUAGAGGUGGUGCACCCAAACACACUGAUUACAGGGUUAUGGUCACCGGACUGCCAUCAUCUGCUUCAUGGCAAGACCUGAAGGAUCACAUGCGACGAGCUGGUGAAGUUUGUUUUUCAGAUGUAUUUAAGGAUCGUCGUUAUGGUGGCAUGUCUGGGGUUGUUGACUAUGCCAAUUAUGAAGAUAUGAAACGAGCUAUAAGGAAGCUGGAUGAUUCUGAAUUUCGCAAUGCUUUCUCUCGUGCUUUUAUUAGAGUCAAGGAAUAUUCGAGGAGUCCGAGUCCAGAUGAUAGGUCGAGAAGCAGAAGUUACAGCCGUGGCCGUAGUUACAGCCGAAGUCGCAGUUACAGCAUAUCUCCGCGAAGAAAUUCACGCCGUUCUUAUUCUAGAUCUCUUACAAGGUCUCCCUCAAGAUCUCUCUCUCGUUCUAGAUCUCCAUCAAGUUCCCGAUCACCAGUCCGUCGUGUGAUCCGUCGCAGUGUGAGCAGGAGCGCCAGUCAAUCACGCUCACCAGUUGCAAGAUCUGAUAGGAGUCGCUCUGUCAACUCCGAGGAGCGCUACUGAGUGAUGGAGAUUAUGGUCGCAACAACUUGGUCUUUUGGUCUGGACCAAUGUUAUGUCGGAGUUAUGUUGUAGCAAGUCUUGGGAGUUAGAUUUGUAUCAAGUUGAUUAUAGACUGAUUUGCAUUUUUAAGGCUGGGCCAUUCUCCUUGAUGUUGUUGGAUUUUAUUAAUUUGCUUGUCAAGGGACGGGUGACGGAAGUUCACUCCCGAGCCCAAAGUCACGAAUCUUUCAGCAAUGGGCUCUGUAAUUUGAUAUCUAGAUUGUUACUGUUGUAGGGUUCUAGUCUCGUAAUUAGAAAUUGAAUAGUUUGGAUUCAGCUUUAGCCGUCUAAUAAGGGCUUGAAAGUGGAUUGACUCACUACUCUAUUAUUCUUGUUUAUGGAUUGUGGCUAGUUUUAAUGCUCCUCUAGACCAAUGUACAAUCUAUCUUUUCAUA